Messenger RNA from Emiliania huxleyi CCMP1516, 543 nucleotides. RefSeq lists its product as hypothetical. Gene Ontology annotation, cellular component: endoplasmic reticulum; Golgi apparatus. Gene Ontology annotation, molecular function: protein-cysteine S-palmitoyltransferase activity. NCBI's taxonomy places the organism in Eukaryota, Haptophyta, Isochrysidales, Noelaerhabdaceae. The coding region runs from base 1 to 543 and encodes 180 amino acids. Gene Ontology annotation, biological process: protein targeting to membrane; peptidyl-L-cysteine S-palmitoylation. The record is from RefSeq and is a predicted model, not a curated record. The transcript is spliced from 2 exons.
AUGAGAUCGCAGGCAACCACCGGCACCGUGGUCGUGCUCUCCCUGAUCGCGCUCCUCGCCGGUUCGCCGCACCUUCGAGCAGUGGGUUGCCCGUCGAAGGUGCCAGGACUGGGUUGCAAUGUCGGCUUCGCCCUACUAUACAUCGAGUCGAUUCUAGCACUCGUGUGCCUUUGUGGGCUGAUGUGGGCCGACCCGGGCACACUGAAGCGCUCACAAGAGCGCUGCUUCCCGCUGCCUCAAUCAGUACUCGACCGGCUGCGCUUGCAGCAGCCGCUUGCGGGUCUGGAGAACGUUUACGAAGGCGGUAACGUGUAUUGCGUGCGCUGCUGUAUUUGGCGCCCUGAUGGCACAAAAGCACAUCACUGCUCCAUCUGCGAGCGGUGCGUCCUGGAUUUCGACCACCAUUGCGGCGUAUUCGGACGCUGCAUCGCUGGGAGAGGCUGGCGCGGCAACAUGUGCUUCUACAAGGGCAUCCUUGUCUCUGAGGCGUAUGGCCUCGCGACGGAACAAGGCGAUGAGACCACGAAGCGCUACCUGCUCUAA